AUGGAGGCAUCUGUCUCCUCCCCAUCGGUUGACGAUGACUUUCCUCCGGAACCUCGUGGAAGAUGCUAUACCUGGCCCAUGCAGCAAUUCCUCUACGAUCCCUCUUUAUCCGAACAUCAACAGCCGAACCUACCUCAUCCUUCGAUGAUUCGUGAACCCACAGUUGCUCAACUCCUAGCAGCUACCCCUUCCUCCUCGAGUUCAGCCAUGGGCACCCAUCUGAUGCCCUUAGGCAUGUCCCUUCCCCCAGGAAUGUCCUCAACGGGACAAGCUUUAUUACCUCCGAAGAAGAAACGAUGUCGUAAGAAGCCGAGUGAUCAGUUAGCACAGAAAAAACCAAAUCCUUGGGGUGAAGAUUCUUAUUCGGAUAUUAUCGCUAAAGCGCUUGAAUCGGCUCCGGAUGGUCGCCUCAAGUUAAAUGAAAUCUAUCAAUGGUUUUCUGAUAAUAUUCCUUAUUUUCGUGAACGAUCUAGUCAAGAGGAAGCUGCUGGAUGGAAGGUUUGUGAUUCGGUCUUUGAUCUUGUUUUGGUUUUUUGCGGUUGCCAUAAUCGGUUUUUUUGUAGUUUUUCACGGAAUAUUGAUAACUUCAUGUAA
Molecule: messenger RNA, 594 nt
Organism: Strongylus vulgaris
Lineage: Eukaryota; Metazoa; Nematoda; Chromadorea; Rhabditida; Strongylidae
Source: the annotation of a GenBank genome assembly